AUGGCGAAGUACGCGGGGGACGCGGCGCGGGAGCUGGGACGGGGCGUCGCGCGGGCGACGCGACGAACGAGCGGGACAUCGCGCGUGGGAUACGACGGUGUGUUCGCGCUGUUAUUCAUAAAUUUUGCGUUGUUCGCGAUGGAUCAUUGGUUGGCGAUCGGGGCGGUGAAGACGCUGUAUCUGAAUCACGCGCGGCCGACGUGGUGGCAAUUCGUGACGUCGACGUUUUGUCACGCGAAUUGGGCGCAUUUGAGCUCGAAUAUUUUCUUUCUGUACAUCUUUGGGAAACUCGUGGAGGAGGAGGAGGGGGCGUUCGGGGUGUGGAUGUCGUACAUCGUGACGGGGGUGGGGGCGAACGUGGCGUCGUGGUUGCUCCUGCCGAAAUCCGUCGGGGGCGUGCUCGGCAUCGGCGGGGCGGCGACGGUGAGCUUAGGGGCCAGUGGCGCCGUGUUCGGGCUCUUUGCCGUGUCGGUGUUGGUGAAAUUGAAAUUCAACUGGAGACGUAUCUUGGAGGUUGUCAUUCUCGGACAGUUUGUCGUCGAUCGAUUUUUGACCGAGGCGAAGAUGGUCGCGGCGGCGGGGUCGGGGGUGGGCGCCGGCAACGUCAAUCACGUCGCACAUCUCGGCGGUGCGAUCGCGGGAGUGUUGCUCAUUUUCUUCCUCAGUCGACUCGUGCCGUCGUGA
This is a messenger RNA of Ostreococcus tauri, 684 nucleotides long. RefSeq names its product Peptidase S54, rhomboid. Gene Ontology annotation, cellular component: membrane. The coding region runs from base 1 to 684 and encodes 227 amino acids. Gene Ontology annotation, molecular function: serine-type endopeptidase activity. Lineage: Eukaryota; Viridiplantae; Chlorophyta; Mamiellophyceae; Mamiellales; Bathycoccaceae. The transcript has a single exon. The record is from RefSeq and is a predicted model, not a curated record.